CUCUAACUAACCUGACCCUUGCUUUUAUGCAACCACUCAUAACACUUCAACAAGCUGCUCUUAUGACACAGAGCCCCGGUGGUUGUCUGUGUGGAACCCUGGAUAAUUCCCAUCAUGCAGUUGGAGGCUCAGCUGCGUCUAUGUCAGAGUUGUCUUUGGUGCUGCAAGAGCGGGCUGCGUAUGAUCUCGCAGAGCUACAGACACAGAAAAGCUGUGAACUACUAUGACCUCCUGGGAGUCAAAUCUAAUGCCAGCUUGGAGGAAAUUAAACAUGCAUUUUUUGACAAGUCUAAGAAGCUACAUCCAGAUAGUGACCCAUCCAACCCAGCGCUGCACAGCCAGUUUGUGGAGCUGAAUGAGGCCUACAGAGUGCUGAGCAAGAAUGAGAGCAGGAAAGAAUACGACUACAAAGUCAGACAUCCAUAUGGUGGCGGCCAAGUCUUCAGAUCUACCUCCAGUCACACCAGCCACAGAGCCAGUACGGAUACCCAGGAGAGCCAGCGUUACUGGGAGCAGUUUAAUCAGUCUCACACACAGGAGAUGACAGCAGAGGAAUGGGAGAGGAGGAGGAGGAGGAACUACCGCCUGGUGGGCUACUGCAUCGUCACCAUGUUGCUCAGCAUUGGGGCCCACGUCGUCUUCUUCAGGAAACUGGAAGAAGUUCACACCAACUUCAUGGACGAGAAAGAUCGUGUCAUCACAGAAAUUUACAAUGAAUCCAAAGAGAGGGCUAGGAUCAACGGUUUUAAGAAACAGACCGAAAUUCUGCGACAGAAACAUGCUGACUUUUUGGAGAAAUACAAAAUCCACAACAGUGGAGAUGACAAGUAGGAGGUUCUCCAACUGCGCUCAGUGAUGACGGGAUUUAAACGGCCUGUGUACUGAAUUUAGUACAAGUUUUAGGAUUUUAAAGUUUUUAGUGAAAGAUGUUUUGGAGCGGUUUGUCCUCAGUUUUGAAGACGAGGACUUAAAGACAGACUCAUCUGGUCAUUUAGUGGUUUUUUCUGGUUCGAGCUGAACUCAGUUGGAGACUGAACUGGUUUGUUGAAGCAGUUAUAGAUGGUUGUUAAAUAUCUGAAGUUAUACGACUGUGACAAACCUCUUGGAGCCAAAAUGAACACUGAUGAACUGCCUUUACUGAACUCACAGGAACCUGUUAUUUAUCAUCCUCAGCCUCUGUUAGUAAUAAAACAGUGUCUCAUAUUUCAAGUGGAGAUGAGAGACAAAAUGUAUCGCCAAUAUCUUUCUUGCAGAAAGGAACUUGUACGGAUUAAAAUACUAUCUUUGGGCGCUUUGUAAUACUGCAGUGUUACUCAUACAGUCAAAAAUUCCACCAACAAUGGUUUCCAAGGAAACUCAUUACCCUGCAUGUUUACUCAUCCCAAUUAUAGAUCUCAACUCCUCAUUGACCCCUCCCUGGCCCUGCGUGGUGCACAUGAUAAAAGAGCCUCCACUCUUGAGAAGGAAUCUAUAAAAGAUCAACAUAAUGACUUCAGAAAAGGGACUUUUUUUGUAAUGGAUUUAUUUAUAAUCAAACUGAAUUUAAAGGUGGUUCAUAAUACGGUUAUUUCAACGUGCAGAGACAACAUAUACCAUUUUGCCUUUUAGCUUUUAUGUGUUAGAGACUUUUGUUCUUUUCCUUUUUUGACUGCUUUACGUCUACGCUUAAAGGAUUUCAUAACAAGACAAUUAAAAGAUCAACUUGUUCUCAUCAAUCA
Molecule: messenger RNA, 1718 nt
Organism: Labrus bergylta (ballan wrasse)
Lineage: Eukaryota; Metazoa; Chordata; Actinopteri; Labriformes; Labridae
Gene: dnajc4
Product: DnaJ (Hsp40) homolog, subfamily C, member 4
Source: RefSeq, a predicted model, not a curated record